AUGAAGCUCCUUCUCCCUGCUCUCUUUGCCUUGGCUCUGUGGGCUCCCCUUGGCUGGGCUGCCCGGAAAAAACCUGAAAGCCCAAGCAAGGGCUUGAGUUCCUCAUCCUCUCCUGCCCCAGAUGGGCCAGCCCAUCCCGGGAAGCGACGAAAGCAACAGGCAGCAAGCGAGCUCAUCUUGGGGCAGGGUGUGGCGGAAGGUGAGUCAGGGGGAGGCCGUGUGGGUGGUGGAACUGCAUCAGGGAGGGGCUUCCAAAGGGGCGUGGCUGAAAAGUGAAGCAGUGGGGACAUGAAGCGGGCUGCCGUGCAGACUACCACAAAAUAGUGAAAUGUACCAAAGUGAUACAGUCUCUCACCCCUGUGGACACUUGCAGAAAAAAGGCAACCGUGAAGAAGGGAAGCUCAGCUUCAAUACUUUGUGCCCUGUCUGUCCAGCCCCGUCCGUCCUGCAGUGUGUCAGCCCACAUUUACGAAUAAGAGUUGUCCCACAUGCAGCUGGGAUUUUGCAGGCAGGCUCAGCUAGAAUCUUACCCCGUUGCCAGAACUGGAGGAUGCAAAACCAAAAGAAAACGUUCCCACAAGCUGCUUUUGCUUGGAGGGUGGUAGGGGUUGGUGGUAGUGCCAUUUGUAGUAUUGCAUAUGCUGUAAAUGAUGUUGUGGACCAUGAAUUUGAAUGUGUGUGCAUUGCGCUGCCAUGUGAGAACAAGCCCCUUAGCAAGUGGCGCAUGGCAGCAACUGGAGCCAUGUGGCAAAACUGCAUGUGAGCAUUGGCCUCUUGGCUAUGCUAAUGAGCCCCGGGCAAACCAAAAUGUAAUCUAGGGCCCAGAUAACAAACAUCUGGGGACAAAUAUGUUCCUUAAGCCAUCAGUUGUUUUUCCUGGGGUAAAAGGAGGCACAUGUCCCCACAUUUUUUCAGUAUACAUUUAUGCAUGGAGCUAGCCUCUGCUCAACAUUUAUGGUUACUUCCACACUGGUAUCUGAAAUUGCCACCCUUUGUUCACAUACUUUUAAUGGAGAAAAGAAAUUAUGUUGUUGUCAAAUCUUUGUAGUCCAUUGGUUUCUGUGUUAUUCUCCUGCAAAUUGCAGACUUGGUAUAUGUGUGUGUUUUGGGGGGUUGUCUCCACAGACUGUUGAAGCUUUUCAGGACUACUGCAGCUUUAAAGUUCCAGUUUGCAGGUCCUCCCCAUAUUAUUGCUUCCUGUUUAUUCUGUCUGGAGGGUUACUGCUGAAUAACAUCUCUUAGGCUGCAAUCCAACACAUGAUUUAGACUCUGUAAGAUAGACAUCAAAGUAAAUAGGUUUAGACUGUUAAUUGCCCACUGUUGUGUUCUGAUUAUGGAUGUGGCGGUUGUCUUUAAGUACUUGGUUUUUGUUUUUGUUUAAAAAAACAUAAUAGUAAAAUAACACUGUUUAGUAUAAAAAAAUAAAAAAGUAAAAGAGCAAGAAAACCAGUAAUCAAAGCCUCUCUAUCAAACAGGAAGAGAAACGGCAACAGGGACAAUUAAUUGAGGUUAUUCAAUCACCAACAAUCCUCCAGUCAACGGAAAGAAAUAACAUGGCCAGGAUUUUCAUUUUACAUGGGCAAGGACUUUUUCUGACUAAAACAUUUUGCCAGCAAACAUUGCAGAAAGAUUUUAGCUAUGGUAUAUAUUGUUUAACAAUGGUAUAAUAUUGCUACAUGCCACCCCAACCUCUGAGCAGAGUUAGAUUUCAGGCUCCAGGUGCUUACAACAGCAGAGACUGUGAUGUCUUUGUGAGAUGUGGUUUAUUUACUCACAUAUACAGUAUGAGCCAGGAGGGUUUUGUGUCUCCCAUUCCUGCAGCCUCAGAUUCAAACUGUCAGCUCACAUUGUGCUCUGACCUCCCCCAGCCCUUCAGCAUGUUGCUGCUUGCAAACUGCAGCUGUAUUUCCUCCUGCUUACAUCAUACCCAACUGCAAUCCUGAAACUUCUUCCUCCUAAAAACUCUGGCAUUGUCUUCUGCUAACUACCCAGAGCCCAGGGCUGGGCUCCACCCAUUUGCUGGCUGAUGGCUUCUCCCCCCUGUCCUUGUUCUCUGUUAAGGACUCAUACUUAGAGGCCAUCAUCAGGCUGGUCUGUAUUUUCACACUGCUCAAUUCGGCACCUGGCAGCCCAUCUUACGACUCCAAGCACUGAUCAAACUCCAAGACCCACCAAACCCAGGAGUUUAAGGGGAGUCAAGGCACCCACAAACUAAUGCCAAUAUAAUGCCAUGUAGAACUUCUGCUUUAAUUCUACUUCCAGUUAAUAUGGAAAGGCAAUUCUUGACAGUUAGCAGUUCUAAAGGACUCCAGCAGCAAAUCAACUUAGAAAUACAGCCUGAAAGAGCAGUUGUGAUUCAGCAGUCAUUCAUUCAAAGUAAAAAAAAAGUGUGGUCUUGUGCAUGUGUCCUCUGGCAAGGGCUGACCCAGAUUUUUUUGAUGGAUAGCCCCAAGAAUCAGCAGAAAAUAUUCUGUUGAUGUGCACAGCAAACUCAGUAAACAAAGUCACAGCAUUCAUCAUGUUAUGCUUCACCCAGGAUCGACUUGACCCAGACUGCAGUAGCUCCAUUGAGAGUAUAGAAUAAAUUAAUAUUAUAUGGACCUUUCUAAUCCAUUUGGAAAGGCUGGUCCUGAUUGUGCCCCAAAGCAGGCAAGAAGCCAGUGCAGAUGAGCAAAAACUGGAGUAAUAUGUCCUUGCAAGCAACUGGGUUGCAGAAUUCUACACCAGCUGAAGUUUCCAAAAUAGAAUUUAAGGACAGCAUUGAGGUGUGCAGUGUAGGGGGAAGUGGACAUAAAAGUAUUGUGAGGCGAAUGUUAUUAAAAGGGGCACUGACUCCUAGAGGAUACUUGCUUAAAUUAGCAUUUAUGGUUUGUGAUAGCUGCUGGCUACUAAGUACUAGACACAUCUUAUCAGCCAUGCUGGAAGUUGAGAUCAGUGUCCUAUCUGCAUAUAUGUCUGUGUACAGUGGUACCUUGAGUUACAGACGCUUCAGGUUACAGACUCCGCUAACCCAGAAAUAGUACCUUGGGUUAAGAACUUUCCUUCAGGAUGAGAACAGAAAUCGUGCUCCGGCAGCGCAGCAGCAGGAGGAGGCCCCAUUAGCUAAAGUGGUGCUUCAGGUUAAGAACAGUUUCAGGUUAAGAGUGGACCUCCAGAAUAAAAUUAUGUUCUUAACCUGAGGUACCACUGCAUACCAAUGUGAGAGAGUGUGUGCACCAGGAAAAACGUAGUGGUUAAAAUGUAGGCAGAAACUGGGGUGGAUGGGAAAAGAGGUAUUCUGUUAAUCUGGCCUUCUUGCUGUUUGAGACAUUGUGGAGAAAUGCACUGAAAAGUGUGGGCUGAACAAAUGACUAAUAGCAGAUGAGGAUGAAUGCAAGACAAAUGCUCAGUGGCAGACAAACUAACCCCAGGAUGAACUUUCAAGAAAUAGGUUGCCCAAACUCUGUUUGGAGCCCUUGCUUGUUCCCACAAGCUCAAACUGUAUACAUGUAACUAACACAUUGUCACAAAAAUGCUGUCAGUCUCAAGUAUUCACCUUCUGCAUAAGGAAAUUAGCUGUGUCAUGGCUGUCCUUGGAACUCCCUACCACUUGGAGAACCAAGAAACUGUGAAUAUCGAAGGAAUGUCUACAUCUGCACUAUGAAUUUAAAGCCCAGUCGCCUUGAUUCUAUCUUGUCUAGCCCUAAAUUCUGAUCCGAUCCAUGAUCCUGUUUCCCACGGUGGACAGUGAGAUGCCUCCUAGGAAGUCAACAAGCCAGACAUAAAGGCAAUACAGCAGCCUUCUCCCAGUGGCUGGUUUUGAUGGACAGAUUUAUUCUCCAGGAGUAAGCCUAAUUCUCUUCUGAAGCCAUCCAGGUUAAUGAUCAUCACCACAUAUUGUGGGAGGUUUUAACAAUGCACAGUGUGAAUAGUUUUGGCUGUCCUGAAUCUCCCGCCAUUCUGCUUUAUGGGAUGACCCUUGGUCCAUGUGUUGUAAGAGAGGCAGAAAGAGAGGUUGCUCCUGGAACAGCCUGUUUACUGAACAUUCUUCCUGAUCUGUUUCCAGGGAGGUUUGAUGAUGUUGCAUCAAAGCAAGUGCUAUCACACAUUUCCCCAUGCAUUUUCCUGCCAUAUUCCUUAUCAAAUAAAUUAUGGUCUUUUGGGGAAGUGGGUUUGUUUGUGUGAGACCUCCCAAUCAACUGUAAAUGUGUGAUUGGCCAGUGAAUCCCACCCAAAGCAAUCGGCCACCUGGAAGUGCCCAGAGAGAAAAUCUUUUCUCUGGGGACUUGCUCACACAGACUUCCUUUUGUGCAGAGUUCCUAGGAACAGGUCCAUGCUUUAAAGCUUCAUGCCCAAGUAUUUUGUAUUUUGUCUCGGCAUUUUCCCCAGGAAAAUCUGCAUUUUACCACUGAAUCGGCGCAAAUGGAAAUCAGGUUUUCCACAGAUGGUCAUUUGCUCCAAUUCAGCAGUAAAACGUGGGCUUUCCCAGGGGAAGCUGUGGGGCAAACACAAAACUGCUUGGUCAGGGAACUUUAAAGCCUGGACCUGUGCCUGGAAAGCAGGGUGCCAAAGGAAGUCUGGAUGAGACCUGCACCCCUCAUCACAUUAGAGCCCAGGGUCAGGUUUUACCACCCUGCUGUAGUACUCCCAAGGGAAGCACACUGAUUUUCUGGUAGGACUUAUUGGCAGCCACUGACACACAUGGGAGGAGAAAGGAAAUGCCCUCAGGGACACCACAGAUGUAGCACCUUGACCUGCUUCUUGCCCCUAAUGAUCCCAGGCCUUAGGGGGCAAAUCUGAUCCUAUCUGCUAUCUGCGGGAGGCAGUGGAAGACAGGAGUGCCUGGCGUGCUCUGGUCCAUGGGGUCACGAACAGUCGGACACGACUAAACGACUAAACAACAAAAAAAUGCAGACUUAGGUCCUGUUUCCUGGUCACUCUGAUGAGGCAUAAUUUUAGAAGCUAUUACAUAGGUAGGCAGGAUGUGCAUUUUUCAAAUCCUAAGUAAAUAACCGAGGUGUUGUGGUUUCUGUUUCCUCUUUUGAAUUUGCAGAGACCCUCAAAUCUGUAGCCGGUGUGGAGAGUGUUGCAGGAGAAAAGGGCUUGCGCCAGAAAGGUGAAAAGCCUUCAAUCCUGAAGAACAGUGUCUUGAGGAGGAAGGAGGCAGCGCUCCCCAACUACCUGAAUGGCCAAAAUCUGGGGCAGGGAGGUGUGCCGAAGAAGUUGUCCAAAUUUGGAAAGAAGGUAUUGGGCACAAAGAGAGCAGAGACUGCCAGCAGCAGCAUGGGUGCAAAACCAGAAUCCGCUGCCCCUGCGACAAACCUCAGCCUGACCCAGGCAGGCAGUAUGUACCCUCAGAAAGGUAUGAACAAGAGUGGGAAUAAAGGGAUGAAGUCCAGCCUGUGAAUAAGCUUGGACCAGUUUCAUUUUUAAGCUUGCCUACCAGUUUUAGGCUGCAAUUCCAAGCAUGCUUACUAGGAAGUAAGUCCUGCGAAACUCAGUGGGCCUUACUUCUGAGUAAGGCUGUGUGUGCAGCAUACAUUUAGAGCAGACACACCCUGCAAAGAGUCCUGGGAACUGUAGUUCACUCCUCACAGAGCUACUAUAUCUAGUGCCCUUAACAAACUACUUCUAAUUGUGGGAAUUAGACUUGUAGCUCCCAUUUGCAGAGUAUGCAGAAGGCAGCCCUGGGCUGUUUGACUCUUUAGUUCUCUUUUCCCUCCUAUAAAAACUACGCAAUACACUCUCUUUUAAAGUUUAAAGAACAUAUGACUUUUACUUAGUGUACUUGCAGUUUCAGAUUAAAUAUACAAUACAGGUGGAUGUUUCUUUUAGUCACUAAAACAUCUCACCUAGAUUAAGCUGUUACAGACUAACGAACAUUUACAUACUGACGAUACUCUGACUCCAAGGCAGACAGAAGCACAACACAACAAAACACACCUGCUCUGACUGCUAAGACUCACAAGACUGUGAAUAACAGAACCAGCGGAAGUCACAAGGUCCUACAGCCCUUUCAAACAUCAGCCCUUGACAUAUGCAUUUUGGAUGCUAACACCCCACACUAAUCUCCGUGGAGGUUAACUGUACAGUUAAUACAGGUAGGGUUGAUGCCCAGGCUGUUGGGACCCCCAGAGAAGUGCACUCCAUUGGGACGCUUCCUAUAUCAAUGGUGUUUAUUUGGUAACAGUCGUGGGGAGCUGCAAGGUGCCAUUUUUAGGUACCAUCAACGUAGUGUUGCCAAGGGGCCCUGUGGGAAAUAUAAAAUGGUGGCAUGCAAAAGGCCUCUUCCAACAGACCUGGCUCUAAGCGCAAGGCACCUGCAUCUGAUAGUGGAGUUCAGCAUGUGGCUAGUGGAAGACUGAUCUAAGCCAUGGCUCCCCUUUUGAAUGAACAGCUGGGCAAGAGAGAGAGUGAGCCAUGCUGCCUUUGUGCAGGGCAACUACCCGGUCAAUGGUGCCCCAAGUUAAUCAAGGACUGUUAAUUAGGUAUUGGGCCCCCUGUUAGGUGGGGGUGGAGCGGAGAUGGGUCAUGUAGGUGCCAAAAUGUCCUAGUCUGCUUUGCCUUUCAUUGCGCAUCUCUUGUCUCUACAGGUUUGAUCCAUGUAGAGAAAACACCAAUGAGGGAACCUGUUGCCCCACAGAAGGCAAAGGCAAGAAAGGAAUAUGCUGUCACAUCUAGGAAUAGUACUCGGAUACAGAUAGGAAAAGUGCCAGGCCCUUGGCAUGGAAAUGAAAGCCAGGCACUCUCUAGUCCUACCCACAAAAAUACUGGCAAGGCAAAAGAAGGAAAGGAGCCCAGAAUGCUCCAAAGCAAUGCCAGCCGGGCACUGCUGCAGAAGGAGAACAUCUCUCCCCACAGGAACACCAGCAGGCCAGCAUCAAGAAAGGACUAUGGCCCCCUCUUCAGAAACGCCAGUCACACCCCAAUGCGGAAAGAGUAUAGUGGCCUCACUAGGAAUGGUACUCAGGCCCAGGGAGUGAAAGAGCCCAGGCUUCUCCCGAAAAAGGCCAGCAAGGCACAAUCAGAGAAAGAACAUGGCAUUCCGUCAGCAAACACCAGUUGGUCACUAACACAGCAAAAGCAGGGCAUCUCCCAGAGAAAUGCCAGCCAGGCGCAGAUGAAUAAGCGGCUCAGAGUUGCUCACAUAAAUGCUAGCCAGGCACUGUCAGGGAAAAGACUCAUCACCCCAAACAGGAAUACCAGCUGGGUUGAGGUCAGGAAGGAGCCCACCCUUACCCAUAAGAAUGCCAGCCAGGCAGCGCCACAGGAAAAACCCAGAUUUUCUCACAGGAAUGCCAGCCAGGCAUUGCCAGGGAAGCAGGAUGGCUCCCAGCAAAGGAAUACCAGUUGGGCAGAGGUUAACAAGGAGCACAGACCUUCUCACCAGAACGCCAGUUGGGCAUUGCCAAGGAAAGACUCCAGUUCUUCCCGCAGAAAUGUCAGUCGGUCACUGGCAGGGGCAGAACAUGGCAUCCUGCGCAGGAAAGGUGGACAGGCACGAGCAAGGAAUCUGCCUGGUGUCCCCUUCAGAAAUGUCACCCAAACUGAGGCUGUGAAAGAACAAAACGUAUCUCAUAAAAAUGUCUUCAGAGCGGGAGGCACACCAAAAUGGCAACCUGCCGUGCCAAAGGAAAGAGAUGAGCCCAUAAUGCCAUCCUUGCCUGUGACCUGCCUGCUUUCUGAACAUGCCAUCGCUUGUGGCAAUGCUCGCCUGAAACAUGUGCCCAGGCUGAGUGACACUGCGCUCAGAACCCUCUACCUGGCAGGUGAAUAUCUGAGGCAGGAAAGGGAUUUUUCUUCUUCACCAGCCUGUGUCUCUCCAGCUUCUCUUUCCUCACCUCAUUCCCAGUAUAAACACUCUUCUGGGCCCAAUAACUGGCUUAUCGUGCAAACCUAUACAUGUCUACUCAGAAGUAAACUCCACUGAGCUCAGUAGGACUUACUCCCAGGUAAAUGUGUAUAGGAUUGCAGCCUUGUUCAGUCGGUACGCUGCAGUGCGCUCAUUAGUAAUGAUCCUGCUUUCAAUACUAUUUGUGCCUGCAAAGUUUUUGGGUGAUCAGACUGUUUAAUUUUCAAUCAGUGCUGAAAUCCUUUUAACUUUUCAUACCACAAAUGUUUUGGGGUGUUUUUCCUCUUGCUUUUGUUGCACUGUAGCCCCUCUGGAGAGCAAUAAUGUGGUAGCAUUGGGGAAGCAUCACAGAACAAAUAAUAAAGCAGGAAAAAAUCCACCACUAUAAUUGUGCGAGGACAUGUUGCAGAAUGCACUUGCAGCCAAACACCAGUUUGGAAGGGCCCUUUCUCCCCGUUUUCCAAAUGUCUGUGUGGUGGAUAGAAGCCAGCUAGAUCUGGAAUUCCCAAAAGGUUUGUGUGCUGCUGGGAUCAAUAUCAUGACUUUUGCUCUGACAGGAACCCAAAUACAGUACGGACAAAUUCUUUAUGGGCCCAUCAAUGUAUCACAGUGGUUUGGAGGUUAGCACUAACCAUAGUUUGCCUGCAAACUUGUAGUACAGUGGUACCUCGGGUUACAUAUGCUUCGGGUUACUUACGCUUCAGGUUGCACACUCCGCUAAACCAGAAAUAGUGCUUCAGGUUAAGAACUUUGCAUCAGGAUAAGAACAUAAAUCAGGCUCCAGCGGCGCAGCGGCAGCAGGAGGCCCUAUUAGCUAAAGUGGUGCUUCAGGUUAAGAACAGUUUCAGGUUAAGUACGGACCUCCGGAACGAAUUAAGUACUUAACCUGAGGUACCACUGUACUGGGAAGCAGAGACUGGAGGAGGGAAUUGGUGCACUGGAGGUGGGAGCACAGCUUUCAGGUCAUUCAAACCAUAGUUAUGAGGAGGGAAAAGAGGGAAAGAGACUAUGAGGAUGGAACAUAAGGAUGAUUUAACAGGCAAAUAACUAUAGACUAACAUGGACAAAUAUGUUACUGAGAUUUAAUGGAACCCCUAAAGAAAAACACAUCACAAGGAGCCAGUGAAAUACCAAUUUAGGACACUAGAAGAUAAUUAAAAAGGGAAAAAAGGUUAUGAAGAUUUCUUGAAUGGCAAAAUAUGAUGGUUGGAGAUCUGGGAGGGAAUUCUAAGAUAACACAAUCAUGCAGAAUGAAAAAACAAAAACUAAAACAGAAGUAUAUAUGUUAGAUACUUUGAAUAAUGGUUAUAUAUUCACAAUUGGCAGAUAGGGAAACAGAAGUAUCUCUCUUUUUUCUUCUCUUUCACUCUUUCUCUUUUUGGAUUGAGUCUCUUGUAUGACCUUUGAUUUUGGGUGCCUCUUGAGUAGCGUUAACUAGAUGUAUAUCUUAACAUCUAAAAUUUUAUAUCUGUGAUAAAUGAAGAUACAUACAGGGAGCUGACAGAGAUAGGCAGGUCAGAGUGUUUUUUCUCAGAGUGGGAGACUGAAGAAGAGGAAGCUCUCCCAGGUGGGAGGAUUCAGUGUGUGAAGAUCAAAUUAAAGGGUGACUGAGGGCUAUAUAGAUAUACCUGUAUGCAUAAUUUUGUGUCUUAUAAGGAUCAUGUGAGGAUUAUUAAUGUGUUUCAUUUUCUCUUUCUCUUUAAUUGUUUCUGAUUGAUAAAUUGUUUUCUAUUAUUCUCUUUAGUUUCGUUGGAAUUUUAUAGAAUAUUAGUUUGAAAACCUUUAAUAAAAUUGAUUUUUUAAAAAAGAUUGGAGGAACAGAAUGAGAUUUCUGAAUGUUAUGUACUGAAGUUCUCACCCUGGACCACCAGGGGGAUACUGUAGAUAGUUAUGCAAAUGAAGGAUCGAAAGUGACGUUCAGUGAUUGGAUAGUUUUAGAAAGUUGCAACAGUUACUUUGUUCUGGAGCUCUAUAUAAGCAGGCUGACUGAGCUCUUCAGUUCAGUUCAGUUCAGUUCAGUUCUCUGAAAUAAACAAGAACUGUUUGAAGAAUCACUGUGUCGUCUGAUAUGUUCGCCCACAACUUUACACUGAGCUGGGCUUUUAGAGUUGCCAUUAUAAGGCCCAGAGCGUGAUCUUCCCUGUAACUGCUUUUGCUCCUCUCACCUUCCUUCUUUUAUGCUUCCCAGAGAAUGAGAUCACACAUGUCCCUGCUGGGAUUUUCUUGGGCUUGCCCAAUCUAGAAUGGCUGGAUCUCAGCAAGAACAAGCUGGAUUCUGCAGGCCUGCACCCAGAAGCUUUCAAGGUGAGUGGAGACGGGAAAGACCUUUUGCUGUGAAGGGAGGUUCAGAAGCAAGGAGGGAAGUCAAUUUAUUCAGGGGGACGGGGACUGAGGGGGAAAUAGAUUAUCACAGGCACCUUUGGAGAUUACUCCUGACUUCUUCAAUUAAAGGAGAUUCUGAAACUAGGACUGUACAUGCAAAGAAUGUGUUGGGCCAUUGCUCUAUAAUUUGCUCAUUUGCAAGAAAUAAUUAUUUCUUGAAGACUACUGAACAUGAUCACAAUCCUGUCAGUACCUUUCUUCUUCCAUGCAGAAUCUCACCAAGCUGAAGCGCCUGAAUCUGGAUGGGAACCGCCUCACUGCAGUCCCAGCUUUGCCCAGUUCACUACAAGAGCUAAAGAUGAAUGACAAUAAUUUAGAAGGACUGCAGAGACACAACUUCCGAGGUAGGGGUCACUUUACAAAAAGUCCUUCCUUGGAUGUGUGUGUGUACUCUGCAUACGAUCAGAGGCCCUCAUUCCUAGGCGCCGGAAUUUUUGUAAACACAAGGCGGCACCCUAUUAAGUCACAUUCCCUAUAGAUUUGUGAAACUCUGGCAUACAUACCUAGGGGCUCAUCUAUACUUCCUACUGUUCUGCUUCUUUCCCCAGGGAAAGGUGCUCUUUGACAAUCAGAACAAACAGUAAUUCAGGUUUUCUUAGGAUUGAUGUUUGCUCCGAUUGAGCACUAAAGUUCAGGUUUUCCCUGGGGAAGGAGUGGGGCAAGCGGGAAACUGCUCACACCCCCCAGGGUUUCUAGGUGUGUUGGGCCCGGGGGUAACCCAUGAAACGUGGUCCAGAACUGGUCCAGAAUCCAAAGGUUCUGCUGGGAGUCAGUCCAACAGGGCCAAGGCAGGAAACUAGGCAAGGACAGGUACAGGUUCUCAGGCAGGAUCUAGCAAACAGCAAUGUUGCUCCCGCAACCUGGGACAGGGUCCGACAGCCUUUUAUCUCUGUCCCCCGGCGACUCACCUCCCUGUUUUGCCCGAAGGCAAGCACUCCUCCUGCGAGUACUCAGGUCUCUCCUUCUCUCAGACCUUAGUCUCUGCAGCUCGGGAGACGUCGGUGGGUUACUAGACCCAGAGGCUACCUCAGCCUCCCCUGACCAAACAAGUAAUGGAGCAGCUGUAAGUGAUGGCCCAGCUGAAAGCAAUGAGGUCAUCCCCGCAUCUGGAGCCAGGGCAGGCUCAAGCCCCUGACUCGGCCCAGCUGGUGUCUGUUGAAGGGACCUGUGCAGACUGGGACUCUUCAGGAUCAGGCCCCAGACUUGGCUCAGAUGAUGCCUGAGGCAAAAGAUCCGGUGCAGACUGAGUCUCCUCUGGUUCCAAGUCCGAGCCCAAGUCCUAGGCCAUGGGAUGAAUGGAAGUGUGGAGAAGCCCUUCGUCAUUAGGAAAAAAUCUUACAUUUUCCAUAGCAAAGAGAACUGCACUGAGACAUGGAAAUUAUAUCAUUAUUGUAUCAUUAUUUAUUAAAUUUCUAUACUACCCUUAAUCUGGUUACAAUAUAAAAGCACAAAAAUACAUACCAUAGUAAGAAAUGAAAACAAUACCCCAUAUACACAACUUAAAAGGCCACAGAUAGUUUAAUUGGCCAAAGGUCUUGGAGAAGGUUGCUUGUGGGCAUUUCUGUAGAAAAGCCACUGUUAAUAUUUAAGAUUGUGAUGGCGAUUACAACCACCCUGUUUUAUGAUCUCCACGUUUUAGGCAGGACUAGAGCUAUGGCAACCGCUUAAUAAGAUGUUAAGAAUUCAUUCCUUUGCUCAUGAUUUACUACACUUAUAGGCCACUUUGCCGCCAGGGAACCCAAGGCAGCAUACAAAGUUCUCCCCCACCCAUUUUAGCUUCAGAACAACCCUGCGAAGUAGGAUAGGCUGAAUGAUAGUGACUGCCCAACAUGAAUUCUGUGGCUGUGUGGGAAUUUGAAUCCUAGUCUCCAGAGUCCUAGGGCACAUUCUUAUUUCCCUUUGCCCCACUGCUGCCUUGUGGAACAUAUUCAAGGGAAGAAAAGGCUAAGGAGCAAAUCCUACACAAAUCUGGAGUGGAGUUUCCAAGACAGUUGGAUGCCAUUUUGUACAUGUUGUUUCUGGCAACUCCUGCAGCCCAGCUGGUGCCAAACUCAUUUCUUUGCUUUCCUUUGGAGAGGCCAAGAGGCUUGUCAUCUGGACAGCCCAGGACUUCUAGACCAGGGGUCAGCAACCUUUUUCAGCUGGGGGCCGGUCCACUGUCCCUCAGACCAUGUGGUGGGCUGGACUAUAUUUUGAAAAAAAAAUGAACGAAUUCCUAUGCCCCACAAAUAACCCAGAGAUGCAUUUUAAAUAAAAGCACACAUUCUACUCAUGUGAAAACACGCAGAUUCCCGGACCGUCCGCGGGCCGGAUUGAGAAGGCGAUAGGGCCGCAUCCGGCCCAUGGGCCUUAGGUUGCCUACCCUUGCUCUAGACACACUGACCAGGCUUGCACCCCAGGGAGGUCACUUCAGGCAAUGUGAUUCUCCAGCAGUUUGGCUCCCUGCCCCUCUGGAGGCACACUCCAUUGUCUCCCAAGACAGACAGGUGCCAACAACUUCUGAGGAGAGCUGCAUAGGCUUGUAUUGUAAACCCUUCUGGGCAAAUUACAUUGCAGAUAACGGUGUCUGCCGCAGCCCUACACAGUGCACACACAUGUUAUCAAGAUGCACAGUAGAACAAUUACAUAAUGGGAUGCCCGGCAAUUUCUAACAGCAUCCAUGUGUCUAAAUGACCUGAAACUAUUGCCCAGACACAUUGAAAGUAGACAACAAAGUAGACAACAGUAGCAAAAAGAGAUCCCCCACAUAAACAAAUCUCAUGGAUUGCUACUACAAAGGCAAAUCUAGAUAUGUUGUGUAUCCUCCCCCCCCACAUUGUCCUUUGACAAAGCCAGCGCUCUACUGAAUGCAAUGCACCGUUUUCAUGCAGACACUUUAUGCUAUUUCCAAUUAUCGGUGUGAAGAUCUUCCAUCAGUUUGGAAGCCAGGAAGCCUGCUGUUACUGGUCUAGUGUCUUUCUGUUUCUAUAACUGCCCAGUGCUGGAUGUGUGUGGGUUGUUUCCUGAGAAGUUUGUUAGCAGCUGAUAAAUGGGGGCUAAACAGGAAGCUGGGAUACACACUGGGCCUCCUGGGAGCAAGUUCUGCUGCUAACAGAGGCCCGUUGUUUCUACCCUGUCCAUCCUGAGAGUGUUCCAGCAGUGGAAACUAAAAGGAAAUGUAAAAACUGGACUAAUAUGCUUAUGUGCAUUAAUUUUAUAUAAUUUGAAAUUUUUGUUUCUUAACAAUUGGGGGAUUCUGAUAGCUGUGUUGCCAAUAUAUUUCUCCCCUGUUAAACUGUUGUUGUCCCUGUGUCUUUCCAAGCACCCUGGGGAGGCAGAAAUUUGGCAGGUGAAGCUUUCUCCAUUCUUUGCUAAAUCCCUCCAUGUCAGCGAAAAGACAAAGAGCAUAAGAGUAAGGCUGGUAAUAGGAGGCAGGGUGGGGGUGGGCAGAGAGGGGAAUAUUUGACCCAUAUUCAAAUGUAUAUUGACCUGCAUAUCAGUCCUGUAUUUCAGUUGGGGGGGGUAGCCCUCUUAGCUUCUGUGAGGUCCUCCUUUGCAGCUGUUUUUCAAAGGCUACGGAGGGCAUGAUUUGGUUAAAACUGGAGGAAUUCAGGAAGUGAGAUUGGUGCAUUUCCUUAAGAGGUGCUCUGCCUGUCCCAGUAUAAUUCCAGCACCGGACUGAUUUCUGAAUGUCAUUUCAUAAUACAUUUGGGGAGCCCCCCUUCUCAUCUCAUAUGUGAGCCUUCAAAGAAUUAAUUCCUCCACAGCACUGUGAUGCCACAUCCAGACUGUUGUUAUUUUUGCAGGUACAAUUAAAUGGCAUAGCAGCAAAUUUAUACCACACAAUUAAAACGGUUUCAGUGGUCUUGUGCAACAAAACUGUCCUCUCCCCAAAAUAUCUGGGCUUUCUGCAGCAAGGAAACAUGAUGGGAAGGAACAGGGAAGUUUAUUUAUUGUAGUUGCGGGGGGAACUUGCUGUUUUAUAUUUUGAAAAUCAAUCAAAAUCAAUAAUCAAAAUCAAUCAAACAAUCAAUUAGAUGGGGAAGUGCCCCAGAAAGUGUGGGAUAUGCUUGAUGCAAUGUCAUAUAACCUUCCUGCAAAGAAAUAAGAACAAAUGCUUAAUAAAUAGCUGCCACCAUAUAACGUUCCCACAAUCUUUGUGCCAAACAUCAUCAGGAUGAAUGCUCAAUAAGCAGGUUGUCUGCAAGUGGUCAGAGGGCAGUCAUGGAUUCAUCUCUCCUCUGCACAGGCCUCUUCAAGCUGCUCACCCUGGAGCUGGAGGCAAACGAGCUGCAUGAUGGGAACGUGCUCCCCACCACCUUCAAGCCCCUCAGCAGACUCAUCUACCUGCGACUGGAUCGGAACCGCUUUCGAGCCAUCCCGUCAGGUUUGCCUGCCUCCUUGCAGGUGAGCAGAGCAGGGGUUGUUCUUUGUAACAGGACCAGACCCUAGUCAGGGGGCUGUCAGCUGAACCAGGAGCCAAACCUGGUAGGUCAAAGGGUAUAAAGUAAUGUAUGAGAUUUGAAAGGAAUACCGUACAGCAGGCAAUGUCCAACUUCAGAUAGGCUGUGACCUACUACCCAGUAUCAAAAACGGGCAGUGAUCUACCCCAGGCAUAGGCAAACUCGGCCCUCCAGAUGUUUUGAGACUACAAUUCCCAUCAUCCCUGACCACCGGUCCUGUUAGCUAGGGAUGAUGGGAGUUGUAGUCCCAAAACAUCUGGAGGGCCGAGUUUGCCUAUGCCUGAUCUACCCAUUGUCAUUCUUCAACUUAAACAUACUCUUCCCGCCCCCCCCAACACAUGUGUUUUAAGCUGUGCUUAUUUUAGAGCCCCUCUGGGCCAAACUGGUCUGUCUGUUGGUCUCUCCUGCCCGCUCCACCCUAGAAGGUCGCUAGCUGGGCUAGUGGUAUGCACUGCAGAGCUCUCACCUGACACCACUUCUUCUCUGGGCAGCAGCCAGGAUAGAGAAAGAAGCUCUGAAGUGAGCCAGUGAUGUCUGCAUCGUCUGCUCAGGGCAGCAGCACCACUGUCCAAAUCAGCCAAAUACUGGGCACAGUAUUGCACCUAAUAUUAAAACUGCAGAGUGGAAGGAAAAGAGGACCAUUUUCUGCCUCUCCACUUCCAGCUACAAUAUGAAGACUGGAGAAGAGACCCUCUUAAGACUAUUAGGGGGUGGGCAGGGGAAGGACUAGACCAUGUGAAAAAUGAACAUAAUAUUUUAGCUGCAGUUCAUUCAUUUUCAGCUUUGUAUUCUUGUUAUAAAAAAAGUGUGCCUAGCCAUUCCGUUGUUAAACCUAGGUUUAAGGAUGCCAAUUAUCUCCUAGCCUUCAUGUUUCAGUUUCUAACAUGGCAACCAUGGGAGGGGUGUGUAUGUUGCCCUCAUGUCCUUGUGGACUUCUCAGAGUCACCUGGUUGGCCAUUGUGUGAAACAGGAUGCUGAAGUAGGGCUGGUCCAGUAGGGUUAUUUCCCUCUGCUCCUGUGAUACCACCUACAUCUCUCUUUAAAGACGACUGUCUGUCUCCAGUCAGGCCCCAUUUAACUUGUCUCAUUCUGGAGUUCUUCUGUAUGUUGUUGUUUUAGAGGUGGAUAGGUUGUGUGAAAUAGGUACUGGAUUUGUUUGCCACACAAAGCUGGACAGGGACUGAGCAGAACUGGAAUCAAGGAAGAGGCGGUGGCGGCGGGGGAGGAUGCUGGAAUCAACUGUAUGGGGGGGGGGGAGGAGCUGGAGUCAUAUUAAAAGACAGAUUUAAAAUCAACAGUUUCCCACCCUUGCAGGAGCUGCACCUUGACUCUAAUCGCAUUGAGGAGGUGACCGAGAGUGUCCUCAACAAAACCCUGAACCUCACUGUGUUGGUUCUGAGCAACAACAAAUUGCAGGAAGAUCGCAUUGCUCCACGUGCAUGGAUAAACCUCCCGUGAGUACCUCAGCAUCAUUUUCUCAUACCAGUGAUACUCCAAAAAGGAGAGGGUAUGAGAAAAUCCAGAUUGAGGAGGGGAAAGUGUGGGAAGGUGAUUUGGAGAUUACUGUAAUUAAAAAAAAAAACAAAUUUAUUUAAGUUCUCUUUCAAAUUGUGAGGUUUGAUUAACAAAUCUUUUUCUUUUAUCUAAUUUGAACAAUUCAUUAAGUUGAUGAUAUUGUAACCAACCUGUUUCUAUACUUAUCUUCUCCAGACCUUUUUAUUUUAACAUCUCCAUCCAUUAAGAAUCUCUACAUGUUGCCUACUCGUUUUUCAUAUUUCAUUUUUUCACUGAUAUAGCUUCUAUGGGAGAAAGCCACAAAGGUGUCUUUUUCUAACAAAUUUUUAUAUUUAUCUCGUACUGUAUAUAAAUUCUUCCUGAUAACAUGAUUCAUGAAACUUUAUGCAUUUUAACUUUACCAUACCAUAAAUAUGAAUGCGAGUCAGAUUUAUUGCCAUGUCCUUCCAAGUCUAACACUUGUGUAUUUUUCAAUACUAACCACUCCUUUAGCUAGCAAAGACAAGAUGCCUCAUAAUAAAGUUGUAGGUCUGGCUGGAGGUAACUGUCAUAUGGACAACAGAGAAAACAGAGAUACAGGAAGUUUAUCGUCCAUAUUAAACUACAAUAUGCCCCCAAGUGCAAUGCUUUUCCCAAGGAAGGAAAUGGCAGCAAUUCAUGUAUACAGGAGGAAAUCCAGGACACCACUGUUGGGAACUCAGGAAUCCCCAAGGGCUGUGUGUGUCUUUUUCCUCCCCAGGAAGCUGGAGGCCUUGGACCUGUCUCACAACCGCCUGGUGCACGUGCCUUCAUUUCUACCCCGGCACCUGAAGCAGCUGACUCUGCACCACAACCGCAUUGAGCGCAUCCCUGGCUACGUCUUUGCCCAUAUGAAGCCUGGCCUGGAGUUUCUGCAUCUGUCACACAAUGCACUGCGGGACGAUGGCAUCCACGCCGUCUCCUUCCUGGGGCUCUACCGCUCCCUUGCUGAGCUGCUCUUGGACAACAACCAGCUCCAAGCCAUUCCCCGUGGCAUCCUGAACUUAAAGGGACUGCAGGUUCUGAGACUGAGCCACAACCGCAUCAGGUAAAGCAGGGAUGGGGAGACAGUGGCCCUUUGCAUAGUUAUUGGACUCCACUUUGCAUCAUUCCUGACCAUUGGCCAUGCUGGCGGGGGCUUGUGGGAGUCCAUCAGUACUGAGAAAGGCACAGGUUCUCCAUCUCCAAAAGAGAGCCUACUCUGCUCCUCGCUCCUUUGUGCUUCUUGCAUCCACAAGCGAUGAGAAAUCCUAGGGCAUUACAGUCAGUCUGUUUGGAGGAAACAGUGCUGUAGGGACUGGUGGUGUUUGUGUAAAAUCUGAAUGUAUAUAAAUAUACCAAUUAGCAAGCAAGCACGCAGGCAGCCCAGCACACAACAGAACAGCUAUUGUCAGGCUCCGCAGGCAACUAUUUUAAAUACAGUACCUGGUAUCUUGAGGUUGUAUUUUGCUCCUGGGAUAAAACACGGGAAAUCAGAUUCCUAGCCUUGCUACUCUCACCCUCAUUUUAAAGAUGACUUAUGUGAGCCAAGAAGUUUUAAUCUCAUUCUCCUAUUAUCCAUGAACUCACUACUACAUUGUCUUGGGUGAGCCAGUCAGCACCUCUCCUGACCAAACCUGUAAUAUGGGGAUCAUGCUCAGCCGCCUCACAGGGUUGUUGUUUGUACUGCAGAGAGAAGGUACUGUAUGUGAAGCCCUGUCAAGGGCUGCAUGAUGCUGAGGGUUCUUAGUCUCUCUUCCUGGCAGGCAUGUCCCCCUGAACUCUGUCUGUGACACGCGGGUGGCAGAGGACUCGAACAUUGUGUCGAUGCACCUGGAAAACAACUUGAUUGACCGCCGCCGGAUCCCACCCACAGCCUUCUCCUGCAUCAAAGCCUACCACAGUGUAGUGUUGCGGCCGCAACAGAAUGAAGAGGACGACUACUAA
Podarcis lilfordi (Lilford's wall lizard) is the source of this 18114-nucleotide messenger RNA. The record is from the annotation of a GenBank genome assembly. NCBI's taxonomy places the organism in Eukaryota, Metazoa, Chordata, Lepidosauria, Squamata, Lacertidae.